Aedes aegypti (yellow fever mosquito) is the source of this 5206-nucleotide messenger RNA. It is a transcript of the gene Teh2, whose product is annotated as protein tipE. The record is from RefSeq and is a predicted model, not a curated record. Gene Ontology annotation, molecular function: sodium channel regulator activity. Lineage: Eukaryota; Metazoa; Arthropoda; Insecta; Diptera; Culicidae. Gene Ontology annotation, biological process: regulation of sodium ion transport. The transcript has 6 exons. The coding region runs from base 2759 to 3631 and encodes 290 amino acids.
UCAUAGUACAGAAAGGAUACACGAUGUACGUAGUUGCAGAUGGUCAGUGAAAAUUGAUCAAAAGCGCUAUGCAGUAAUCGGUUGGAAGGUGAAAAUGAUCUCAUUAACAUCGAAAGUGACGGAUUUAUUGUGAUCAAAUGUCGAAACGUCUGAAAUUACCGCAGCAAUUGAAUAGAAUCGAACAUUUUUAAAGGUUUAUAGAACUAUAUGGUGAUUGUUCUGGAACAAAAGGAAAAGUAACAGACAACUAAAUCAACAUCACAAUUUGGCAACUAACUGCCAAUAAUGGGGAAAAAGAAACCAAUCCCUGAGGAGGACCUAAUUAUACCGCCACAAAACUCUCAAAUAUGUGGCGUGAUAUGUGUUUGUCAGCUAACCUUCGUGUUGAGCACGGUAGCCAUCGUUUAUCUGACCGUAGCCAUCUACAUGCCGUCGUCACGUGUAAUGAAAAGUGGCAUCGAUGAGACCCCAGUCAUGUGCACAACCACCAAAGCCCUCAACAAGGAUGCAUGUGAGUGGGGUUCUUGUGGAGAAUGGUGUCUCAGUAAGACCUCGGGUGCUUGCAUACAAAUUUUUGUACAUCUUCGCACCAAUGGAAGCAGUUUGACAUUCCAGAAUUGUACCAAUUCGGCCAAUAAAACGUGCUAUGGGAUAGAUCAAGAGAAUGCGAAGAAGGCUCGUUGUAUAGCAGAUGAGUGCAAAAACCUUACCGGGACUUUCAACUGCACUACUGGAAUGUGCAUCAACAUUACGGAUGCAUUUGAAUGUGUGUUCAAGAACACAGAUAGUCCUUUGAAGUGCUCAGGACGACGAGGCAAGAUCACCUGUAUCGACAUAAAUGGGCUAUUCUCAUGCAAUCGUGGAACAUGUCGAAAGAUAAGAACUCCAUACAAUUGCGACCGCCGCUGUGUGGAUAUUCCAACUAGGAAUAAGAAUAUGAUACUAUUGAGUGGAGAUAAAGUUUAUCUUUCGCAAUGUUCAAAUGCGAUUGACACAGUAAAGAAUACCGAAGUGUGGAAUGAAUCGGACAACAAAGUUAUAAUGGCUUCCUGUUAUACCAUUCAGAAUACAAGCAAUGGCAUCCAGGCUACGGAUUGCGUCAAUGGGUCUCUCCUGGAAAAGGAUGAAUUAACCGAUCUUACCAACUUCACUUAUCUUAGCUACCUGCACUAUGCUGUAUCCACGCCAAUUAAAACUAUUGCUCCUUUGGAACAAGAUUUGACCAUAUCCAACGAGUCUAAACUGAUGAUCAAUUUGGAAGGCUGCGUAAACACGCUCCAGGACGAAUGCAAAGAUUUCCUCAAAGAAUACGGCAAGGAUGGCACCGAUCAUAAUGCUCGAGCACGAUUCCCGUGCUUCUAUUCCACUAAUAAGCCGGAUAUGGUGGUGGCUCGUUUCGACAUGGAAGCAUCAUACAAACAGUUCAUGGUUGGGUUCUUCGUACCAACCAUCUUGUUUGCAGUGUCCUGUCUAACUUUGAUAUUCUGCCAGAAAACAAUCCAUAUUGGCGAUGACGCAAGAAUGCGUUUUGUCGGUUGUGCCGACAAAGAAGCUCUAUCUGCUAGUGGAGGUGUCAAUGGCAAAUCUAAAGCCAACUCUGGUGAUGGCGGUGGAGGCGGCGACUCGGUUAUGGCUCUCUGAGAUCCAUCACGCAUUCCUCUACUGCAAGAAGACAGUCCAGUUCAUCAAUCAGGUGUAUUUUCACUUCACUGAUUUGCCGUCAGAAGUUUCAAUUUCCUCUUCUACCACUACUUUCGAUCGAACCGAACAUGUCGAUUUGUUUCUCGUCUUCUUUAAAUUGAGUGAGCACCGUAUAGUUCUUAGUUUCCCCGAGAAGGAAAGGAAGCGUGAGAGUGUUAAGAUUUAAUGACAAUAACACACAUUUUAUCCCUUUCAAAUCCACUUAAGGCACGAAUGCGAAUAUUUGAAUGCGUAAAGCAUAACGCGUAACGCAGAGGAGAACAUAAUUUGCGCUGAAGAAUAUCGAGACAGCUGCUCCACCACAUCCAAUGACCAAUAUGAUAAGUUAAUACCAACCCGAAGUGUAUUCCAAGCAUAAUAGAUACCGUUUAUAGUUGUGUUGUCUACAGGAGAGAGCUUCUAUUUUGAUACCAAUAUUGUUGAUUAAAGUUAAUAUCCGCUUUUGUGAAACCAAAAAAAUGCAAUAGCCUGAAGUUACCAAUGGCUUGAAAACGGAAAAAUGGUGUUUCGUAUUUAGUCAUGCGUAUCGUAUAAAAUAUGUUGUUGCGAAAGCUUUCGUUAAAUUAGAUUGGGUUUUGAGAUUUUAUUGAAAAGCAAAGUUGAAAAUCUACACCAAUAUUGAAGGACACGUGAACGUAGUCAAAUACAACAAAACAGCAACUGCAACAUUACGCCACGAAUGCUCAAACAACAGCAUCGUCUAACGUGUUCUAAAUGAGUUCCAGAGCCCAAAACACUGUGGAACACAGGACAACAUCAAUAAGAGCAGCAGAUAGAGCGAAAUCAGAGGAAUGCGUGAAUUAUCAGACUUUAAACUACUUAACAUGCUUAAGACAUCACACAUAGAGCAAGUAGCAAAGCAAAGCAAAUAGACGAAUUAGUACUAGGUAACACUCGGUUGAAACCUAUCUAAAAAUAAAGGAUCUUGGAAACGGAAAACCAAACCAAAAACAUAUGAGAAUCGCUUUAAACCAAAAGAAACCUAUUAAUAGCACAUAAAGCAACCAGUAGUCUUAUUCAUUCCGUGCAAGCUACAAUCAUCAAAACCGGAUCCAAAAUGAGGUCGAACGAACUACGCUCAUCCUCAUCAACACUUUCGGCGGCUCCCAGUUUGGUAACAAUGAGCAAGCCUAGCUUAAACAAUAGCAAAGCUAGUCUAACGCACAGUCGACAAAGCGUUGCCGAGUCCGACAAAGAACCAAAACCUCCUACUCGAGAGGAGAUGAUUGCCGAGCUGCUGGAGAAGGCAAAAUUCUACACAUCACUUUGUCUAGGCACGACGGCAAUUCUAUCGGUGUUUGCGUUUCUAUUUCUGAUACCAUUCGUGGUAGAUCCGGCCAUAUCAACCAUCGUGGCUGACUAUGACCCGGUCCCUGUGACCUGCAUUCUGACCGAGCACGUCUACGCCGAAGGCAUGCGAAACUGUACCUGGAGUUCAUGUCGCGAGGGUUGCACAACGGCAGCCAUAAGAUGCCACCAGAUACUGGUCAACUAUUCCAAAAUUGCAUAUCACGAAUGGCAGAAAGAACCACGGGACCUUAAUAGCGUAGAGUGGGACGUCAUGGACACCAAAUUUCUGGUCAACACGGAGGGAUGUGGUUACCCUCCAAGGGUAAAUUGUACAGAAUUUGCAAAGAAGUACGGGUCAGCCCAUCAAGGGGAACCCUUUCCAUGUUACUAUAGUCGUGCCUAUCCCGAAAUGGUGGUCGCUCGCUAUUCCUGGGAUGACAAUCUGAAGCAUCUGAUUCUUUCACUAAUCAUACCAAAUGUGCUCUUCGCCGUUUCAAUCGGAGUGCUUAGCUAUUGGUACUGUCCGUGUUGUGACAAAGCCUGCCACAAAUCUCCCCGCGUCUACGCAGAAAAGUAUCCUACCAAGGAAAACAAACUUCUGUGCCGUAGUGACGAUGAGGAAGACGAACUAGACUACUGAAAGUUUAUUUUCGGUUUUUCAUCACGCAGCAGCUGAUUUUAUAAAAUUACAAAUCAACAUUUUCCAUCACACACCAACCACCAAAAUUCACGACAAACUUAUUUUUCUUCAGUUAGUCUUCAAACCAAAAAAAAAUCCGUCGUCGUCUAACGAAAUUGGUGCAAAAUUUUGUCCAUUAUCAAAGAAUCCGGAGCAGCAACCAUUUUGCAGUUUUGAGAGUAACCGAUUUUGAGUAUCUAGUUAGUUUCUAGAUUUUUUUAAAUCUCUUGCUGCAUGUUAUAGAUCAUUCAUAUAGUUCAGCAAAUGAUCCAAGCACCAUUACAUCAGACGAUUAUUAUUUUGAAAUUGCAGUUACAGCUUUCGUUAAUAAAUGCUUUGUACCAUUUAGCUUCAGCAAAAUACUUUUAUUGCCAUUUCAAUAGAUUAAAAUUCUGUUUCUACACGUUGAAGGAUUUUAUUAUCGUAAAAUAGCAUGCUGCUACUAAGUUAACUAAGUGUAAAAAACGACAAUUCUAUGUUAUCUAGAGCUUCAUCAUGUACCGUAUCGGCUUCGUGUAAAUAUUGUACAAAAGCUAGUUGAAUCUGUCUCACCAAUGUAAAUAAAUCGAAUAUUGAACAGAUCAAAACGUGAUAUGCAAAUACUCUGCCAAAUGCAAUAUUCAAUGUCUCAAUGAUAGUAAUUGCGUCUUAAAUAAGGGUACACUUGUUUUACCACCAUGAGUCAUGAGGAGUUGUUCUACCAUAAAUGAAACAAAAUUUUGCAAUCCCAAUAUUUACAGGACCCUUUGCAAGUUACUUAAUAUCUUUAGAUUAUUGUUAAUUCAUUUUCUCUUACUAUUAAAGCCAUCUUUUUCCUAUUUUUAUUAAUUGAACUUUUCUUCGAACGUAACACUUCUCCUAAUAUACUUAUUUAUUUCCGUUUCUUUCUAUUACCUGUAUUCUUACGCUUUCCUUUACAAAUCUUUUGGUAACUCCAAAAACAACCUACACCUAAAAUCACCAACACCGGAAUGAACUCCCACAAAUCCACCAUUCCAGUAAGGAAUCUUGGAACAUUGAGUAUCCACAAGAUUACAUUACUAAAAUCUGAGAUCAAGCAGCAUCAGUGAAGUCACCAUCGCAAGACCAAACCUCAGCAAUGCCAGAAACGACACCAGCGGGUCAUGGCCAACAAAAUGCCGCCUGAAUGUUUAUCAGUUUUCGCCAGCAAUCAUCAUCGUCAAUGUUUCUUCGGUUCGCUAUUCCAGACCAACAGAAUUUUAUUUUGUGUCGAGAAGCAUUUUAAGAUAUUUGUUGAAAGUCGUGUUUUAGAUAGAUACAGCAAACUAAAUCCAAAGAACAAAUUAUAUAAAGUAGAACAGUUUAUAUUUUUAAAGUCCGCUAUGCGAUCAAGAUAAAGAACAAUGAAAGUUGUGCGCUUCAAAGUUAAAUAUUUUCGAUUCGGUAAAUUAAUAAGUGAGACAACAAGUUAAGAAUCUAUCACUCGAGAGAAUUAUCGAGUAUGAGACGAGGAAAAUCUUUUACGAAAUAACUACUACUAGCAGAUAUAUUGUCACGCUUGACCAUUGAAAUUCA